Messenger RNA from Xenopus tropicalis (tropical clawed frog), 683 nucleotides. RefSeq names its product ribosomal biogenesis factor (gene rbis). The transcript has 4 exons. The coding region runs from base 336 to 650 and encodes 104 amino acids. Gene Ontology annotation, biological process: ribosome biogenesis. The record is from RefSeq and is a predicted model, not a curated record. NCBI's taxonomy places the organism in Eukaryota, Metazoa, Chordata, Amphibia, Anura, Pipidae.
ACUCCGGCUCGGUAAGUGAAUACAAUCUGCACCCCAGCUCUGAGCGGAACUUCCCCGUCGUCACGUAGCCACGCCCACACACCAGCACGCUGCAGGCCACUCCCCCUUCCCGCUCGGCAUCGGCUGCACCUGUCGCAAGAUGAUGACGUUGCCACACGCACAUGUGCUAUCUGGGCAGGGGAUUGCCACUUAGUGAAUGCAGGAAGCGCUGCGGGCUUCAGUUGUUUACAUUGAGGAUGAGCCGGGCCGAUUAGCAGAACCGUAACCAGAUUGCACUAACGUUUCCGCAAGCCAUUUACCAUCCAGAGUGAUCAUCAUUAUCAUCAUCAGAAGGGAUGGCAAAAAGCAAAGGGAAGGGGCAAAAACAAAAGACAACAAAAAAACAAAAUGUAUUUCACGUGGCAAACAGUAAAAGUGUCAAAGCCAAGAAUAAAGCAAAGCCAGUGAAGACAAGUCUAAAGAAGAUACAUGGCUGUGGAAGCGAGAAGGUGAGCACCAUUAACAAGGUAUUUACAGAAAUAGAAAAGGAGGUUGUACAAGCAAAACAGAAUAUUCCAUCAACCCAGAUAAAGAAAAAACAGAAUGCCAGCUCCACACAGGAAGCCCCACCAGAUGUAGACCAGGCUGCAGACUUGUUUUCACAACUGUAACAUUAUAAAUCAUUAAAUAAAAUCCAAAAUGUU